UCUAGAGAAAUAGGCGUUAAGGGCAUCGGACACAGCCGACACCGGAGCACUCGAUUUCAUCUCUGCGCAGGCUCGCAGGCGCGGAUAUGACUGAACAAGGAAAAUUGUCGCUAGAUCGCGGAGAUCCUAUUUUCUGAAAGGAGGAAGAAGGUAUUGAUAAGGAUGACGAAAAGUUGGAGGCUUUGGUGCGGGUACUGACCUGACGUGGAACAUGACAGGUUUAGCUGCGGAAGGUGUAAGGCAACUCCUGGGCUAUGUCUACUAGGUUUCCCAGCUCGAAAACCCCCAAACGCGAUUUCAUAGAAAUGGCUUCCACUACUCUGCCCACCAACGUGAUUCGCGAAAUCGGAGAGAGCGCACGUCUGCUGUUAGAUCGAUGCUCUGUCGAAAAUGCAGACGCAGCCCUUAUCGUCGACACGGAAACCUUGGAAUUAUUCACGCCAUACAUUAAUCACGGCAUCGACACUGUCACCAUUGGGUACAACUAUAUCCAGGACAUCAAAUGCCGCAUAUACAUCGUCCUCUACAUGGCCUGCUUCUUCUACUUUGACGACAAGUUCACUCCGGAAUAUACUGCCUCUGAUCAUGUUACUCAGGACCUUUUCGCCUGUGUGAUAGGAAAGUCAUCCCCGGCCGAUCCUCUCCAACGGUUGUUCUGUUACCUGAUGACAGAAGCACCGAUAUGUUUCCCUAAUCAUCCUGCGUCGAACAUCGUUAUCACGGGCACCUUGAAUCUUGUCACCUCUGCGAGUCUUGACUACCGCACUCAAGACAUGAAGAUGCCGGCUUCGGCUAAAAGAUAUACGAUGUUCACUAGAAGCAUCUCUGGUGUUGCUGAUGUUAUGGGAGUGUUCAUAUUUCCAGCUUCGGUCCGGUGACUGCAUAUAUUGCGGCCAUUCCGGACCUAAUGAUCUUCAUGUUAUCUGCCAAUGAUGUUCUUUCUUUCUACAAGGAAGAAUUAGCAGGGGAAGAACUGAACCGAGUUUCUCUUCUUGCUUUAUGCGACAACUCUACGAAG
This is a messenger RNA of Desarmillaria tabescens, 1018 nucleotides long. RefSeq lists its product as uncharacterized. Lineage: Eukaryota; Fungi; Basidiomycota; Agaricomycetes; Agaricales; Physalacriaceae. The transcript is spliced from 6 exons. The coding region runs from base 255 to 878 and encodes 207 amino acids. The record is from RefSeq and is a predicted model, not a curated record.